Messenger RNA from Acyrthosiphon pisum (pea aphid), 1400 nucleotides. RefSeq lists its product as uncharacterized. Lineage: Eukaryota; Metazoa; Arthropoda; Insecta; Hemiptera; Aphididae. The coding region runs from base 571 to 1098 and encodes 175 amino acids. The record is from RefSeq and is a predicted model, not a curated record. The transcript is spliced from 2 exons.
CAUCAUCGCCGUAGUCGUCGUUUCUUUAGCUCGCGGUCAUCAUCAUAUCCGUCGGAAAAAUGGCAUAGGCGUGUUCUGCAAGAGGUGCGUAUAAUACCAUACGACGCUCGCACGCCGCACCGGUGGCAUACCGAUCGGUGUAUCACAACCGACCAAGUCGAAACGAAAUCCGCCGACGGGGGAGGGAAUAAUAAUAAGAAGAGAAAAAAAACCCACCGAUUUCAUGUGGAAACGUUUACAUCCGACGCUAUUGUUUGACGGUUCACUUGUCGCGACAACGUUUUUUCGCCGAUUCACGCGAAGACAGCAAUAAUCAUAUACAUAUAUACCGGCGGCGGCGGCGGAGGCUGAUCACACACCCCGACGACGACGACGACGACGACGGCGCCGCUCGUUAGCGGUAUAAUAUACCGGCGCAAUCAGUCAUUAACCUUCCGUGCACUUCAGUCGUAGUCGUACCUCUCCGCGGCCGUCACCCCAGAACUUGCAAUAAUAUUACAUUGGUAUCGUAAAAGCGGUAUACCGCGUACAACUUUAAAGUCAACCACUCGCUGAACCGGGGCCAACGACAUGCGCCCGCCGUGGUUGCCACUGUGUCCUGUCGUCCUGUACCUGAUCGCCGGAGCAACGGUCCCGCUGGCCGCCGACAACGUCACGACGUCCACGCCGGUACAGGAAAGUCUGCAGGCGCGAUGCUCGAACAACUACACGAUGACUUGCGUCAAGAGGGACGUGCUCUUGUUUCUGGAUGCCAUGGACGGCGAACGGAGCUACGAGCUCUAUCCGGGAUUCACGUUGUUCCAGAGGCGCAGCCCGUCAGCUGGCCUGCUGCCGAGCAACGAGUCGCUGGACGCGGCCAACUCCAGCCAGCUGGACCACAUGAUCGCCAAACGGCUCAACGAUUACGUGGAGAGCAUCGAUCUGCGGGUCAGACUCCUCAAUCCGAUAAACGCGACGGCCCGAUCGGUUGGUAACAGCAUGCUCGAACGGAUUUUGCCGUUUCUCAGAAUGAGUAUGACCAAACGCAUAAUGUUAUUAUUUACCGUCAAGUCUUUGCAUUACUUACUGCCCAAACUGUUGAAAAAACUAAGAAUCUAAGUACACAAGACUGACGUAGGUACAUACACACAACGCACUAUACAGACACCCCACCCUAACCUUAUAGAGUUUUUAGGAAAUGUCUUAGCUGAAGACAAUACAUUCGACGUCCUCUUAAAACACACUUAUAAAAAAAUAGUUAUUUUAUAAUAAGUGAUUUAAAACUAUGUUAUGCAAAUACAUGCAAGUUUAAACUUUUAGUUUUCGCUCAGUUAUUUUCGUUUUGUAGAGGCUAAAUGGGCCUAUAGGGACGCCCCAAUAUCAUAAUAAUAAUAUAUAUUAAUAUAAUUACAAAUACAGUA